AUGGGUAUUUGUUUAGAUACAGACAAAAGCAACACCGUCCAGGAAGUGGAAGAAACGGACUGGAAAGGUGGCGGAAGAGGUGGCGACUCCCGGGUGGCAAUCGUUGCAUCCCCUACGCACAGCGGUGUGGGCGGAAACCGUCGUGGUGCUGCAAUGCAAAACGUUGGCAAAGUCAAGUUCGAUCCGCCCAAGGUACCGGUCAUCUUCAUACUCGGUGGCCCCGGUAGUGGCAAAGUGACCCACUGCGACACCCUAAUGCAGGAGCGCCGUGGAGUCACUCAUAUUAACAUGAUGGACCUCCUGCAGCAGUACGCCAUCGGAAAUGAUAUGCAGGAUUUCUCCAAGCUUUCAUCGCGAACUGUCACCGAGGUUCUCAUGCUUGAAAUGAAAAUGUCACCAGCUGCCAAAACCUACCUUGUCUCCGGAUAUCCCCGGUCCAUGCGAGACGUUGUGGAAUAUUCUGAAAAGAUCCAGGUGAUCAAUGGAGUCAUACUAAUUUCUUGGCGCCAAACAAUUCUCCAGCGUCAAAUCGACUACGGUGCCAAGUUAGGCCAUGUGGUACUGUCACUAGCCAAAAUGGAACUAGAAAAUUUUUUCAAGAAUGUCAUGCCAGUUGCUGAUUAUUUUGAUCAAAGUGACAUGUUGAUUGCAAUUAACGGGGAACGGGCACCAUCGGAAGUGUACAAAGACUUCCGAGCAGCCGUGCUCGACAUUCUCGGAGCGCAGGAAAAUCAGGAAGCGCUUUUGAAUGGAGUUGCAGGUAUGGGUAGGGGCGUAGACGACAUUCCCGGCAGUAUAGUAAGCGUAGAAACGGCACCUAGUCAACAUAAAGUCAUUACAGCUGCUCCAGCACAUCAAGUAGAAAUCAAUAGUCGAACUCGAUCUCCGUCGCCAACUGUACGAUCAAUUCUGGCCAGUCCCGGUGCUCCUCUGGUUAGACAGCAGUCACGUAUCGAUUUAGGAACAGAGUCAGUACCACAGCAGAAUAGUACUAACAUGCUAAGCGUUCCGGACAAAUCCGGUAAAAUUCCGCCAAUUAUUUGGGUGAUUGGUGGACCAGGCAGUAACAAAGCGACACUUUGCCUGAAAGCUGUUGGGGUUAGUCCUGGCUGGGGACACUUUAGCGUAGGAAGAUUAUUAAGAACUAUGGCCGACUCGGACCCACGCAUAGGUACAAACAAUUAUGCCGUUAAGGAGGCAAUAACAGCCGGGGAAAUGGUUCCCAAAAAUGCCUUGGAACAGCUUCUCGCGACUCAGUUGAAUCAGUUAAAAGACAAACGUGGAAUAAUCAUCGAUGGUUUCCCAAGGGAUAUGGAGCAGGUGGCAUAUUUCGAAAAAGAAUACAAUCAAAAGCCUCCGAUUAUUUUACUGGACUGUUCCAAGCUGCAGCUUGGGCGUGGCAGACUAGACGAUACCGUAUCUUCCUUCCGGCGACGGCUUGAACUGUUUCGUGAGCUAACACUUCCCAUGUUGAAGGAAAUGGACACCGCAGGACGGUUGACCAUUGUUGAUGGAGACACCGAUAGCCCAACGGUUCAGCGAGAGUUCGAACGUAUCGUUCGCGAAAAUAUACAGAAAGUGAUUCAGGAAAAAGAUGCUAGCAAUGCGGACAUCACUCCGGUGAAAAUUGGUAGCUUCAAAAAUGCAAUACAACAAAGUCGUCGUCAGUCGGGCGAUACGGUCGUUCAUGACCUAGAUGCCGAUGUACCGGGUGUCGUUCCAACGAUCAGCCACCACGUGAGCCUGGCUAAUGGACAUAUCGGUGCGGUAGGCAUCCCGGCCGGUGCCAAGAACGGAUUUAUACCCAACGGAAGACCAAAUUUCCGAAAUAUGCUGCAAGAGGCAGAUAAUUUUGAUUCUCAUAUGUAA
Sabethes cyaneus is the source of this 1869-nucleotide messenger RNA. RefSeq names its product adenylate kinase isoenzyme 5. The record is from RefSeq and is a predicted model, not a curated record. The coding region runs from base 1 to 1869 and encodes 622 amino acids. Gene Ontology annotation, biological process: nucleoside triphosphate biosynthetic process. Gene Ontology annotation, cellular component: cytoplasm; cytosol. Gene Ontology annotation, molecular function: ATP binding; AMP kinase activity. The transcript has 8 exons. Lineage: Eukaryota; Metazoa; Arthropoda; Insecta; Diptera; Culicidae.